GGUUUGGUUUGAUUUUUGACUCGCUGUCGCUGUUUAUUUACUGCGUGAAGAGUUUUAAGAACUUUCAAAAUUUAACAAAUUUAAGUGUUUUUGGUUAACUUUUUCCUGUCGAAAUGGGUAAAAAGAGAAACUAUACCAGUAGUGCGAACCCGUUUGCAAAAAGGAAGCGUGAUCUUAAGGACAAAGAUCAAUCGGAACCAGCGAGGAGAGACAAACCGUACGAAGACAUCGAGCGGAAGAAUGAAAGCUUCGAGGUUUAUUAUAAACAUCAGAACGUUUGUCCGGCCAAUGAAUGGGACCAGUUUAUGGAAAAGCUGCGGUCCAGCUUGCCAACGACAUUCCGCAUAACCGGCUCGAAGAGCCAUGCACGCGCUCUGUUGAAGAUUAUAAAGGAACAAUUUUUUGCGGAAUAUUAUCGAGCAGUGGGUGAAUUUAAGGAGAACGGAGAGGAAAUACAGGAACCAAUAUGUCUCUCCUGGUAUCCUAACGAAUUUGCCUGGCAGUUGAACCUUUCUCGCAAGGACAUCCGCCGGUCGGAGCCGUUGUUUAAAUUACACAAUUUUUUGAUCGCAGAGACAAGCUCGGGCAACAUCAGCAGACAGGAAGCAGUUUCGAUGAUUCCACCCCUGCUGUUGGGAGUGGAGCCUCACCACAGGGUGCUGGAUAUGUGUGCAGCUCCGGGGUCCAAAACGGCUCAGCUGAUCGAGGCCCUCCACGCCGGCGGAGAUUGCAGUCCAAAAGGGUUUGUUCUAGCAAACGAUAUCGACAAUAAUCGCUGCUAUAUGUUGGUCCAUCAGGCGAAACGGUUAGGCUCUGCCUGCUGCCUAGUAACGAAUGCAGAUAGUGCCAAAUUUCCGGAUCUAAAGGUAAAGAACGAAGCUGGCGAAUUGGAGGAUCUUCGAUUCGAUCGGAUACUUUGCGAUGUUCCGUGUUCGGGAGAUGGAACCAUGCGCAAAAAUGUCGAUAUUUGGAAUAAGUGGCAUCUGGGGAAUGCACACAAUCUGCACGGUGUGCAGUAUCGCAUUGUUAAAAGGGGUGCUGAACUGCUUGAGGUCGGGGGAAAACUGGUUUAUUCGACGUGCUCGUUGAAUCCGGUUGAGAACGAGGCAGUUUUGCACAGCCUCUUAGUUCAAGCCGGAGACUCGCUGGAAAUUGUCGAAGCAAGCCAUAUGUUUCCAACGCUAAAGCACAGCCCGGGAAUGACCUACUGGGAACCAGCCACCAAGGAUAUGCGGUUCUACAAGUCGUUCGAAGACGUGCCGGAACUGUAUCGUUCUUCGAUUCGUGCCUGUCUAUUUCCACCGGCACCGGAGGAGGCACAUAAAUACAAUCUUACUCGCUGCAUUAGGGUGUUGCCACAUCAUCAGGACACUGGGGGCUUUUUCAUUGCGUUGAUCGAAAAGAAGAAAAAGCUGCCGUGGGAAGAGGAGGACCAGUCAGCGAAUGCUGACACCAAUGCCGAUACUGCGGACGGAGCCGCGGCCAAAGUUAAGAAUGAAGCUGAAUCCGGCAAAAAGAAGAUGCAUUAUAGGGGCUUCAAGGAGGAUCCGUUUGUGUUUUUUGAUGGCGCAGAAGAAAUUUACGAAUCGAUCAAAAAUUUCUUCCAACUGUCAGAUGAUUUCAAUCCAAUCAAUUUGCUGACACGCUGCCGGGAAGGAAAGAAAAAGAACAUCUACUUUUGCGCGGACAUUCUGCGCAACAUCGUCAGCAACAACGAGGAUCGGAUUAAGUUCAUCAAUCUAGGCGUGAAAGCGUUCGUUCGAUGUGACAACCGCAAUCGGCUGUGCGAUUUUCGAAUGUCACAGGAGGGACUUCCAAGUGUGAUUCGAUAUCUGGGCACCAGUCGCAGGUUGAAUGUCGCAAAGGAAGAUCUGAUAAAGUUGUUGUCAAACAAUGACCCCACGAAACCUCCGGAGUUGGCCGGUUUGAGCGACACGGUUCAGAAGGAAACCGAAGGCAUGGAACCGGGCUGUUGUGUGCUGCAGUGCAGGGCGGACGAUCUCGAGCUGAACGUGGUCGGUUGGCGCGGGGCGAAGAGCUUGCGGGCGUAUGUCGACCAGCACGAUACGGUUCACAUGCUGAGACUGUUGGGAGCUGACGUUUCGAAAUAUGAGAAAAACAAAUUCGAGGAAAAGAAGGAAGCUAACGAUGCUAACGAACACUCCAAGUAGGACGAGUGGAUGGAAAACCGAGACAUGAAGAUUGAAAUGUUUAAAUUUUAUGUUAUCCUGAUGCAACAAUAGUUUGCAGAA
Sabethes cyaneus is the source of this 2252-nucleotide messenger RNA. Its product is annotated as tRNA (cytosine(34)-C(5))-methyltransferase-like. Bases 114 to 2171 code for a protein of 685 amino acids. The record is from RefSeq and is a predicted model, not a curated record. Gene Ontology annotation, biological process: tRNA methylation. NCBI's taxonomy places the organism in Eukaryota, Metazoa, Arthropoda, Insecta, Diptera, Culicidae. Gene Ontology annotation, molecular function: tRNA (cytidine-N5)-methyltransferase activity; tRNA binding. The transcript has 4 exons. Gene Ontology annotation, cellular component: nucleus; cytoplasm.